Molecule: messenger RNA, 1051 nt
Organism: Volvox carteri f. nagariensis
Lineage: Eukaryota; Viridiplantae; Chlorophyta; Chlorophyceae; Chlamydomonadales; Volvocaceae
Exons: 4
Coding region: 121-513 (130 amino acids)
Source: RefSeq, a predicted model, not a curated record
CCAGAAUCUAGCUUCAGGGCCCUUGUCUAUGAGAGGGUCUUUGGAGGGCGACAGCCAGCUGGUGUGCACGCAUUGCUUCUCGACCUUUUUUGUCAUAAGCGGGUUGCUGCAGAAACGAUAAUGGCAUUCAUUCUCGAAUACCUUUCUUAUGCCUGGAACAAGAACAAUGAUGAUGCUGCCUCGUACAAGGAGUGGACUGAGUUCCUUGAUGUCGCGGAAAAGGACCGCAGGCGCGAUCGCAUCAUCGCUUGGCGCGAGCGCGUUAUGUACGAUGACUAUGCGGUGAAUUCCGAGGAGCCGAUUGUGUACAAGCGUACAGCCGGGUUCGUUUGGCGUGAAGUGGACCACACCGGAAAGCACAAGAAUCGCAACCACACGUACCUGUACAACCUUCACUCAUUUGGUCACCGGGUCUACACUCGACGCGACCCAGCGGAGAUUGCGGCAGCUGCGAAGUCUGUCGAGGAUCGUGUCAGCCAAGGGGAGCUAGGCGGACUCUCCCCGUUGGCAUGAACGACUUUUUGUCUGAACGACUCAUCUGCCAUCUGGCUCCCAGGCUGGCUUCUGGGGAAACCAUCUGAGCACGUGCUCUAGCCGAUGGCUGUCUGAUGGUGACCAGGUGUGCAGUAGUGGCUAGUGCCAGACUUCGCCAAAUCCCUGCCCCAUGGCGCUCUAAUGCAAGGUUCAUUCUUCCUGCCUGGCGGCUAUCAAACCGCGGGCCACAGGCCAUUGGACAUUGAAAACCUAAUAUGGCAGAUGUGGCCGUACAUUUACCCGUUUGCAAUGCUUUGCUGUCCGAAAUGCUGUUGGAUGGAUUGAUGGGAGCUGACUGGCGAAGUAGCGCCCAGUGUGGAGGUUGCCAGUCCGUUUCAGGGGCAGAUUGGCCAGUAGGCCUACUGGCGAAGCAAGGUCAGGGGAGAACGCUUCGCUCUUUCUGGUUAGCUAGCUGCUUAUCCACCAUAUAUAUGCGUGUGGAUUUAAUAUCCUUCACGGAAAAAAAGGACUGCUGUCGAAAAGGCGUUGCUAUCUGGGUACUGUAAAGUGGAGCGUG